AUGGGUCAGCUUGGUAUGAUGCCACCUGGAGUGGAUGAGCAGGGAUCGGUGCUACCUGGCAUGGAUCGGCGUGGUAUGAUGCCACCACUGGAGCAGCUCAGCCUGGGUUGGUCCAACCAGGAGCAGCUCAGCCUGGUUUGGUCCAACCAGGAGCAGGUCAGCCUGGUUUGGUGCAACCAGGAGCAGCUCAGCCUGGUUUGGUGCAACCUGGAGCAGGUCAGCCUGGUUUGGUCCAACCAGGAGCAGCUCAGCCUGGUUUGGUCCAACCAGGAGCAGGUCAGCCUGGUUUGGUCCAACCAGGAGCAGGUCAGCCUGGUUUGGUGCAACCUGGAGCAGGUCAGCCUGGUUUGGUCCAACCAGGAGCAGGUCAGCCUGGUUUGGUGCAACCAGGAGCAGCUCAGCCUGGUUUGGUCCAACCAGGAGCAGCUCAGCCUGGUUUGGUGCAACCUGGAGCAGGUCAGCGUGGUUUGGUCCAACCAGGAGCAGCUCAGCCUGGUUUGGUGCAACCUGGAGCAGGUCAGCCUGGUUUGGUCCAACCAGGAGCAGGUCAGCCUGGUUUGGUGCAACCAGGAGCAGCUCAGCGUGGUUUGGUCCAACCAGGAGCAGCUCAGCCUGGUUUGGUCCAACCAGGAGCAGCUCAGCCUGGUUUGGUGCAACCUGGAGCAGGUCAGCGUGGUUUGGUCCAACCAGGAGCAGCUCAGCCUGGUUUGGUGCAACCAGGAGCAGCUCAGCCUGGUUUGGUGCAACCAGGAGCAGCUCAGCCUGGUUUGGUCCAACCAGGAGCAGCUCAGCCUGGUUUGGUGCAACCCGGAAUGGGUCAGCGUGGUUUGGCACAACCUGGUUCAGCUCAGCCUGGGUUGGUCCAACCAGGAGCAUCUCAGCCUGGUUUGGUCCAACCAGGAGCAGGUCAACCUGGUGCAGGUCAGCCUGGUUUGGUGCAACCUGGAAUGGAUCAGCGUGGUUUGGUCUACCCUGGUGCUGAUCAGGGUGGUUUGGCCCAGCCUGGUGCAGGUCAGCCUGAUUUGGCACAACCUGGUUCAGCUCAGCCUGGGUUGGUCCAACCAGGAGCAGCUCAGCCUGGUUUGGUCCAACCAGGAGCAGCUCAGCCUGGUUUGGUGCAACGUGGAGUGGGGCAGCGUGGUUUGCUUCCCUAUAGCAGUGGAAACAUUUCGUCUGAUGGGAGAGCUCAUUGGCCUUUAUGUAGAGCUCAAGGAGAACAUGAAGGAGCUGGAUGAGGAGAAGGCUGGCCAGACCGACUUAGAGAAGUUACAUCACCAGGAAAAGCAGGUACAUCUUGCUGCUUUCCAGGGUAGUUUCACUGUGGGGGGCUGGGAUGGGGGGCCUGCUGGAGAUCCCACCCUUCUGACUAUAAGGCCUCCAUUUUUCGUAGUCAAAAAGACUAUACCACCUGACCUGCAGGAACAGCUGAAGACCUUAAAGGCCUUGACCAAAGAAGUGCGGCAGGAAAGAGCCAAACUGGACAAGAUACAGAGGCUCCUGGAGGGCGAAAGGGAACAGGAAAUCGGAAAAGAAAUGAAAGACGACCAGCUGAGCACGCAGCUAGGAAUCCUCAGAGUCACCGUGGCCGACAUUGAGAAGGAGUUGGCCGAGCUCAGGGAGAGCCAAGAGCAGGGCAAGGUCAGCAUGGAACAUUCAGUCUCCGAAGCCUCUCUCUACCUGCAGGACCAGCUGGACAAGCUCAGGACGAUCAUCGAGAGCAUGCUGGCCUCAUCCUCCACGCUGCUGUCCAUGAGCAUGACUCCUCGCAAGAUCCUAACAGCCUCGGCACCUAGCCAGAUCGACCCUGAGACCACCUGCCCGGCCUGCAGCCUGGACCUGGGCCAUCAGGUCAGCCUGCUGGUGCAGCGUUACGAGCAGCUCCAGGACAUGGUCACCAAUCUGGCUGCCACCCGGCCCUCCAAGAAAGCCAAGCUGCAAAGCCAGGACGAAGAGCUGCUGGGCCACAUCCAGAGCGCCAUCCUGCAGGUACAGGGCGACUGCGAGAAACUCAACAUCACCACCGGCAGCCUCAUCGAGGACCAUCGGCAGAAGCAGAAGGACAUUGACGUGUUGUACCAGGGUCUGGAGAAGCUCGAGAAGGAGAAGGCCAACAGGGAGCACCUGGAGAUGGAGAUUGACGUGAAAGCUGACAAGAGUGCCCUGGAGGCCAAAGUGAGCCGGGUCCAGUUUGACGCCACCACGGAGCAGCUGAACCACAUGAUGCAGGAGCUGAUGUCUAAAAUGAGCGGGCAGGAGCGGGACUGGCAGAAAAUGCUGGACAAGCUGCUGGUGGAGAUGGACAGCAAGCUGGACCGCCUGGAGCUGGACCCCGUGAAGCAGUUGCUGGAGGAUCGGUGGAAAGCCUUGCGGCAACAGCUUAAAGAGCGCCCUCCCCUCUACCAGGCAGACGAGGCAGCGGCCAUGCGGAAGCAGCUCUUGGCACAUUUCCACUGCCUCUCGUGCGACCGUCCCUUGGAGACACCUGUGACCGGACAAAUUAUCCCUGUGAUUCCCAUGGGCCCAGGCCUGCCCGGGCACCGUUCCAUCCGCCCCUACACGGUCUUUGAACUGGAGCAGGUCCGGCAGCAGAGCCGCAACCUGAAGCUGGGCUGUGCCCCCUUCCCUCGGGGCGACUUGGCGCACACGGAGCGGAGCGUGGGACGCCUGCGCACCAUGCACUCCAAGAUGCUGAUGGACAUUGAGAAGGUGCAGAUCCACUUUGGAGGCUCAGUCAAGGCCAGCAGUCAGAUGAUCCGUGAGCUGCUGCAGGCCCAGUGCCUGAGCGCCCCCUGCCACAGACGGGUGCCAGAUAUGGCCGACUACACCUACUCGAGCGCGCCUCGGCGCUGCGGGGGCAGCCACACCCUCACCUACCCCUCCCGCCGCAACCGCCUGCAGCACCUGUCACAGGGCCUGUACCCCACCGAGGAGAUCCAGAUCGCCAUGAAGCAUGAUGAGGUGGAUAUCUUGGGCCUGGAUGGACAUAUUUACAAGGGACGGAUAGAUACAAGGCUGCCGGGCAUCCCGAGCAAAGACACCCCGGUCUCAGCUUCGGGGAUGACAAAGCACAAGGCCAAGCAGCCCCGGCCGCACACGCACCGGCAGCAGUCCCUCAGCGUCAGCAGCCAGCUGCCCUCCCGGCCACAAAGUGCUCAGAUGCUGGCUGGCAACAAUUCAGCUCCUUCCCAUCAGCGCAAAGACAGACCCGUCUCCUCCGAGGGGCUCCUCUCCCAGCCGAAUGUGGCCCACCCGCCCAGCCCCAGCGAGAUGGGAAACCGGCCGCCGGAUGUGGACGUGCACCUGGAUGUCCCGCCGGGGGAGGGUCUCGAGGAGCCCACCCGGGGGCCGAGGUCCACCACUGCUCACUGAGCAAAGCUACAAAUAAAUGUUUAGGAAGAA
Lynx canadensis (Canada lynx) is the source of this 3399-nucleotide messenger RNA. It is a transcript of the gene QRICH2, whose product is annotated as glutamine rich 2. Bases 1 to 3369 code for a protein of 1122 amino acids. The transcript has 19 exons. NCBI's taxonomy places the organism in Eukaryota, Metazoa, Chordata, Mammalia, Carnivora, Felidae. The record is from RefSeq and is a predicted model, not a curated record.